Messenger RNA from Mesorhabditis belari, 693 nucleotides. The record is from the annotation of a GenBank genome assembly. NCBI's taxonomy places the organism in Eukaryota, Metazoa, Nematoda, Chromadorea, Rhabditida, Rhabditidae.
AUGCUGCUCGUUUAUGUAAAACUAUUGCUUUUGCCCAUGAUUUCGUCUGGAUUCUGUCCAAUCACGCCCUCACGAACGGCCCCGAUCACCUCGGUGUCGAGACGGGAAAUUUUUCCCGGCGAUAAUUGGAGAGCUUUCAAGGCAUGUAAGGUGACGUCUGUUGGCUGUAAUCUCUGUACAAUCACCAUGUACGUCUCUGAGCUCGUCGUUCUGUCCCGAGCUGGUUCCCCAGUCAUCGUCCCAGUCUCGAUCUACCCGUUUCCAACAAGUGAUAAUGCAUAUAUUUCGCUUGACUUUUCCCAACCGAAAUCACCGGAGCAACCAUAUUUUGUGAUGUUGGGCGACAAGAUGAACGGAUCGAUCGUCGCCGGGACAAUUGAAUGGGAAACGAUUGACCGCGACUGCGCGUUGACCGUCUAUUCGGGUACCACAAUCGACACAAAUCAGGAGCCAUGGUUGACGAUGAAUAGUUGUGAAAUAUCGCAACGUUCCAACGUUCGUUGGCAGGCCACGAUCCAGCAGCUCACUUUUCGCGUCUCGAGUGGCCGAUGUGCCUUUUGGAUGACAAUAAUGACUGAGGACUCUGAUGACUCUUUCCCAAGAGCCGACCAUCAAUUCUUUGCACAAACGACACCCAAUCCCGCAUGUGUUCCGACGACGGAGAUGUCUAGUCAAAAGCUUGAGAAAGUCUGU